AUGCUGGAAUCGCUUCCUAAGUUUGCCCUUGUUACUGGGUGCGGCCAAGGCGGGAUUGGCGAAGCCUUGGUUCGAGAGUACAAACGCCACGGCGUUCUGCCUAUUGCCACUAUUCUGCCUUCGGAAUCGAGCAUGCACCUGAAAGAGGCUGGAAUCACCUUCUUGCCGCUGGAUGUGACCAAUGAUGAUUCAAUUGCAAAGUUGAAGCAGAAUGUCAUUAAGAUCACCGGUGGCUCGCUCGACAUCUUGGUUAACAAUGCUGGACUUUGCUACACUAUGACAGCGAUUGAUACGGACGUCACUGCUGUGCAGAAAAUAUUUGACGUGAACGUAUUUGGGCCAAUGAGGAUGGUUCAUCACUUCCACGAUUUGCUAGUCAGAUCUGAAGGGGCAAUCGUCAACAUUGGCUCCAUUGGUGGCAUUGUGCCGUAUGUAUACGGAUCGUCUUACAACGCCAGCAAGGCAGCAUUGCACCAUUGGUCAAGCACUCUACGAGUUGAAAUGGCUCCAUUUAAUGUCAAUAUCCUUACAAUAAUAUCAGGAGAAGUUGGUACAAACUUCCUGAAAACAGACUACGGCAGGAAUAUCCCAGAUGACUCACUUUUCGCUCCACUUGCCGCAGAGUUCACAGAGCACGUGCAGAGAAAACCAAGUAAGCGAUCCAGCCAAAAGUAUGUGUCAGAGAACAACAAGCCUGUGACCUAA
Molecule: messenger RNA, 705 nt
Organism: Neoarthrinium moseri
Lineage: Eukaryota; Fungi; Ascomycota; Sordariomycetes; Amphisphaeriales; Apiosporaceae
Exons: 8
Coding region: 1-705 (234 amino acids)
Biological process (GO): triglyceride catabolic process; phosphatidic acid biosynthetic process
Cellular component (GO): lipid droplet; endoplasmic reticulum
Molecular function (GO): triacylglycerol lipase activity; acylglycerone-phosphate reductase (NADP+) activity
Source: RefSeq, a predicted model, not a curated record